This is a messenger RNA of Paramecium sonneborni, 643 nucleotides long. NCBI's taxonomy places the organism in Eukaryota, Ciliophora, Oligohymenophorea, Peniculida, Parameciidae. The record is from the annotation of a GenBank genome assembly.
AUUGAAUUAAAAUAAUAAAUGAGUGAAAAUUAAGAAAGUAAUCGUGAUAGAGAAAUAAGAGAGUAAAUGAAAAAGUAGUAUAUGGAAGAGGAAGCUAAACUUUAAUAGGGAAUGGAAGAAGAAGAAUCAGCUUUGAGGGAUUACUUUAAAAAUAUUCAAAAACCCCUUCCAAGUGAUCCUACAAUAAUCCGUAAUUGCUAAUGCUAUAUAUAAAGGUAGAAAAAGAUAUAAUGAGAAAAUGGCUACUUAUUAGGAAGUUAUUAAAGACAUAUCAUUGAAAGAGAUGGUUAAAACAAUUUGGUAAUAUUAAGCAAGUACACCAGAAGAGAAUGAAACAUUAUAUGACUGCAAAUAAUAUUUUAAAUGGAGAUGUUAUGAAGGAAUGGGUUUAUGUUUAGCAAUGACCAGUUUUAUAUCAUUUUGGAAUAGACGAUAUCUUUCUUAUAGUGCUAAAGGAUUAGGAGUUUUUGUUGGUUUAGGAACUGGUUUUGCUAUGGGUUUUCUUAGAUCAACUUAAUAUACUCUCUAAAGAUUAGAAGAACUUGGUUAAGAUUAUUAUCUUGGAAGAUUAGCGAUUAAUGAAAUUGAAGACUUUAGAAUGGACAAAGUAAUUAAGAAAAAUAUUUGAGUAUUAUUAUAUUAA